AUGGUUGCAGAGACCAUGGGGAUCUGGCUGUGGAUUGUACCGGACAAAUAUAAGGUAAGCAACAAUCUUGCUUUUUACGGUAAGAUAAAAAACCACAUGAAAUUACCCUAAUCCCAGCGUUUAGGACUGAGAUCAAUAUGAACAUUGCAUUAGUAACGCAAUGUGUAUGGGUUCGAAUCACGCUGUAUGGUUGAUAUUUUCCUCACUUCACGAAAAAUUAGAUUUACACAAAUUUGCUCGGGGCAAAUAUGGUGCAAAGAAGUGCAAACGAGGAGGAAAUCAAAGGCAAAGAUAGUAAAUACCGCACUUGCAUAGCGGUUUACAUGGGGCUGUAAAAUUCGUGAGCAAAUGCGAUAUUUACCAUCUUUCCCGUUGUUUAACCUUAGUUUACACUUUUUUGCACCAUAUUUGCACUAAGUAAAUUUGGUGUAAAUCAAAUUUUUCAUCUACGUUUUUUUUACAUUUAGUUUUAUAGACAACCACUUUUAAGGAGCUUUAUGGGACGGAUUAUCUAUCGCUGUCGUCUCUUGAAAAGACCAUAAAAUGAGCAAUUGCCGGUAAAUUCAGAAAACUGUUAACAACCGAAAAAUGUACGGGAUGUAAUUGUACUGUGUCGAAAGGAAAACCUUCUUUUUUUCGCUAUGAAAAAUUUCAGCAGUAAACGGCAACUAUAAUUAGUUUGUGGUAUUAAACGUUUGUCCACGUAUCCUAAACUUUGUUGUAACUACACAAUCAACAUUCCCUCUUAAUUAUUUCAGGAGUUCACGGUUUUGACGGUUUUCUGAGUUUGCCGGCAGUACAACGUAUUGACUUAUUAUCGAGGAAAAAAUCUUUCGUACUAAACUGCAGCUUAACUUCCAGGAUUCUAGAGGCCAAGAAUUCACAGUGGUGCUGCUGGAUUCAGAAGGAAUUGACGCUGCUUCCAGUGUUGGUUACGGUGAUAAUCAAAUAUUCACUUUGACGGUUCUGCUAGCUUCCAUGCUUAUUUACAACUCACAAGGUGUCCCCAUGAGGCGUGUUCUCGAAGGACUAGAGUAUCCUUUACUUAAUACCCUGCUUUAUCCUUAUUCUCUCUCAUUGCGCUUCGAGCAAUUUCUUACUUUGCUAAUUGUUUGUUCGCUUCUGCUUUUUUAAGGGGGAGACAAAAGUACUGAAAAGGGUGAAGCUCUGAUACAAGGACAUUUAAUUGUGGCUUUAUUUUAUUUCAUGAUACCUCUCUUAUUCAGAAAGAUGAAUGUAUAUUUCGAUAGGUGGUUGAGAGAGUGGCAGAUUGAGUGACGUUUAAAACGUAUCGUUUUUAUUUGAAACGGUAGUGGGAAAAUACCCAUUUACCUCAAGAAAUUAACUCUAAUGCAUAAUUUUCCUUAACACAUACUAGUUUUAUAGCAAAGCUCUCUCAAAGAAUCCAAGUUAGAUCAAACCAAGGGGUUGGUGUCAAACAAAAGGAAACAGUCAGAGUUAUUUCACCGAACGUUCCCUUACUUCCUAUGGCUCCUGAGGGAUGUAACGCAAGCUAUUCCACGUGAUUGCAAGGAUUUAAAAGACUACUCCUUAAAAAAGGUUAGACAAAAAUGCAAGACCUUUGCAUCAAGAAACGCAGUUGUUGCAAAAUGGUUGGAAACGUGUGUUAAUUACCGAUCUGAUGUAUUGUUUCCCAGGGCUCAGUUCCGCAAAACAUGGUUAAGUUUAACUCAGGGUACGCCAAGUUUUAACUGGGCAAGGCUUUAAGGUCGAGGGAAGUGUAACUGGAGCUUAUAAGAUAACGUUUAGCCUUUAUUCCGAGAUUCAGUAAGUUAAAUUUUGAUAACAUACAGUUAUAAUAUGAAUCGGGAACCUAGAGUAAAAAAGAUCGAUACGAUCAUGACAAAAUUUAAUCCUUGGUUUAUAGCGUUGAUCGAGCUUUCAGCCGUAAACGGGCUCAUAGUAAGAUUCGUGCUGUUUUCCAGGCUUUGUCAUAAAUUUAGCCCUCUGUCCCCGGUUUCCCUGUCGUCGGGUGCGGCUGUCUUAUUCAGGUUAGUUCAGUCUUUUCCCCUUUUCGUAGGUUUUUAGAGACCAAGAUUCCGCAUCAUUGUCAUCAUCUCGCCAUCAGAGUCAGCAAGUGGCGGAGAGCAUUCUGCGUUACAUUUCUGGUUUUGAAGCCUUCCACUUGCCUCCACCUACGGCUGAAGAGGACAUAAUGAGUAGUAGAGGAGGGACCGGUUACUCCUUUUCUUUGCGGGGGAAUUCCAUUAACUUUCGGGGGAAUAAAUUAACGCAGAUGAUGUCAUACUUUAAAUUAAUGCCCAUAACGUCACGCAUGCCGUUAAGAUAGGAUGAUGUCAUAGUUUAUUUUUAGCUGGCUGACGUCAUGCAUGUCAUAUAGAUAGUAUGAUGUCAUAGUUUAUUUGUAGCUGGCAAGGAGCAAGUGACGUCAGAAUUUCCUAGAGUUCACGUCAUCAAAAAAUAUCGAGAUCAUAAUCUAUAAACAGAAAAGUGAUUGUUAUAUAAUUAGCUAUUUGCUACAGUCUUCUGAUUAGAUAUUGUUUGCUAUAGUCUUCUGAUUGGAUAUUGUAGAAACUGUCAUGUGUUCAAAAUAAAAGCGGGCAAAUUUUGAAUGUGUUAUCUUUUCAGAUUAUACUAAAUUAAAAAUCUUUAAUCAUUAAAUUAUUUUAACUAAAAAUCGGUUAUAAACAAAACCAAGACACGGAGGUUAAACAUGAAAACGAGGUCGAAGCGAAGCGAAGCGAAAAACUGCCUAUCAAGCAAAAAUGUCAUUUUUUGUUUGCUUGACUCUGUAGAAAGUAUUCCACAGGGUAUGAAAAUUCUAUACAAAACAACAGGUGGUUCUAAAGUAAACUCUAACUCUUUUGGUUCUUAAAUCAACUCCACUCUUGUUCCUAAUGAGUGGAAAGUUUAUUUAUAAAGAUAGCAACAAGAGGUGCGAUCGCCUGGCAACACAUGUGUUCUUGUUUAGCGCUAAAAAUCGGAUAUAUAAACAAAACACACACACAUACAAAAAGUGGAGCUGAAAACUCUCUACUUCAAUUUUGACUCACCAUUACAAAAGUGUUUUCUCCGUUCUAUCUCGAGGAAACUCAGCGCUUGGUGAGCUCAUGGUCUUGUCAAUUCACGCGUCGUUAGCGUUAGUCAGUUAAUUAUGCCGUUUAACAAGCCAAGAGUUGAAUACCAAUUAGUUCAUCUCUACAGCUAGACCCAAAGGAGCACCUUGACUUAUUAUUGUAAAAACACAAACAAUUAAUAACUUAACAAGGAUCAAUUUAAACACGCGACAAAUAAAUUGACAAGACACGAGAUACAGUUUUAAAAACUUUAUUGAAAACCAGUGACAAAAAGAGUCAAAUACACAGCGAUUUUGAAGGGAUGGAAAUUAGACCUCCUCUUCGUUCUCCUCUUUAGAAGAUGAAUAAAAAUUGGUUUCCAACGUCUUGGCGUUUUUGUGUGUAAUUAAUCCACAAUCGUGACACCAAAGAAAGCCCUCUUUGAUGUAUUUUCUCUCCUCGGGGAUCUGGUGAUCGCAUAUAGGACAAAUCUUGUAGUUAUCGUGCCAAAAGCAUUUAGGACAUUUCAUGAUCAACGUGGAGUACACAUUAGAGUUUUCGCAACGUUCACAGGGACUUUUAGAGUGAAAGGUGGUGGACGUUUCAAGGCUACUACUUUCUGUUUCCUCACUAUCAUUUUCAGUGUCGUUGUCGCUCUCUUGGGUGCCUUCAGUUUCAACGCCAUUCUCAGAAGCCACUUCCUCCUCCUCCUCCUGAUUUUCAAUAUCCGAUGAACUCUCCUCAUUAUUACUCUCAUUAUCGGAAGUAUUUUCUACAUUUCGGUAGCGUUUUUCCUUUUCUAUUAAAUCACUUAACAAUUUUUUGUUCUUGAUUAAACCUUUAUCGAUUCCUAACUCUGCAAGUCCAUCUAGAAACGUAUUCAGUGCACGAGGCCUGGUAACCUCAUUGUUAUGAGGGAGUAACACAUACUCAACUAGCUCGGCGAUGUUUGUGACGGGAAUAGUGCGUUUAUUUGGAAGUAAUUGUCCGCUGGGAGUCCAGAAAAGAAUAUCGUUGGACGCGGCCAUACUAUGCAGCAAAUCAGAAGCACGCUUUUCCGACACUGCUCGGGAAAGAUGACUCAAAACAUCUUUUAUUCUUGGUUCUUCAUCCUCGCUUUCAUCACCAGAACUUUCGCUUUCUUCAUGUUCACUCUCGUGUUCUUCUUUAACCAAAUCUAUCUUUCUCUUCAUUUUGAUGAGUACCCGUGACAGACCGUAGCUUCAAAUGAGUAACUUAUAGUUUCGUUUCCUCUUUUAUAGCAUCAAAAAUCCUAGGCUUGUAACAGCAGGUACCAAUAGGUCUUGAAUAAAACGAUCGCGCUCUUGUACAAGGAUUCGCUUCUUUGUUUUGUAAGGGACAUUUGUUUCUGCUAGGUUUACUAGAACAUCCUUAUAUGGCAACACGUUCCGCUUAUUUUCUUCGGGGAUAAGAAUGUAUUCCUUAAGUAUAUUGUACAAGACUUGGACUAAUGCAUGUAGUUGUUGUGGACUGGCUGUCCGUAAAAGAAACUGUCGCUGAUGAGCUGGACAAACAGCUAAGAGUUGAAGAAAACCACGAUUGUUCUUGACAACUUGAGACAUUGCGACAAACUGAACGUAUGAUAGUAGUUUGCAGUCUAUUAUUGACUGCCGUGGAGUAAAACAAUGGAAAUGUGGUGGUGGUGGAGGAGGAAAACAAUAGAAUUGUGGCGGCGGUGGUGGUUGUGGAGGGAAAACAAUGGAAAUAUGUGGUAGCGGUGGUGGUGGUGGGGGGAAAACAAUAGAAUUGUGGUGGCGGUGGUGGUGGUGGUGGUGGAGGGAAAACAAUAGAAUUGUGGUGGCGGUGGUGGUGGUGGAGGGAAAACAAUAGAAAUAUUUGGUGGUGGAGGAAAAUUAUUGAAUUUUAUAGCCUUCAAAACUAUAUCAAUGCGCAUUAUGCUACCAUUUUCUCAGUCUACAUUCUGCUCCUGAGGAGUUGACAUGAGUUGGCUCUGUUCUGUCUGCGAAAAAUCAUUUAGUAGAAAGGAUAGCAUGCAAAGGCACGUGAUGUCUAAACACCGCAAUGCUGGUCUCACCUCAUUUCAAACAGUUCCAAUAUUUUCACAGAAAUGUGCGGUUUCGCUUCGAGCACCCUUUCACCUCCAUGAUUGCCGGAAUGACCGGGUCGGGAAAAACGGCCUGGGUUUGAUCGCUAUUGCAACAAGCUUCAGAGACAAUUUACCCUCCCCCGGAGAGGAUCGUUUGGUGUUAUUCACAAUGGCAGCCUGCGUAUACAGAAAUGCUAGUCGCCAUGCCUCACAUUGAAUUCGUCAAGGGAAUUCCCACGGCUUUGGAGCAGGAUUCCUAUUUUGAUGUGAACAAACGGAAUUUGAUCGUGUUUGAUGAUCAAAUGAUUGACGCCAGUAAAGACAAGCGAAUUGUGAACCUCUUUACUCGUGGUUCUCAUCAUCGCAAUCUAAGCGUGAUUUAUAUCGUGCAGAAUCUAUUUCACCAGGGGAAAGGUAGUCGCAGCAUAAGCCUAAACAGCCAUUAUUUGGUGUUAUUCAAGAACCCACGAGACAAAUUGCAAAUCUUGACUCUUGCCAAGCAAAUGUAUCCCGGGCAAACUGAUUUCUUUUUAAAUCAGUACGAGGAGGCUGUAAAAAGACCUUUUGGUUAUCUGCUGAUUGAUCUGAAAACUACUACCCAAGAUAAUUGUCGACUGCGAACAAACGUCCUGCCCAGUGAAGAAGGUUUUAACCAAGCAGGCUUUCAAGAAAAUAUUCCUCGAGAGCUUUUAAAAUAUCUAAAGCAGCAAAAUCUUUCACCUGUCCCACUUCUUCCAGCUAUGCAAGAAAUACAGGGCAACAUGGAUGACUUGCUUUCUCGAAACGAUCUUCGGGACGAUGAAAAAGUUAAGAGAUACUGUCAGUUGCAAAACAGAUACCUGGCUUUUAAAGAACAAUUAAAUACAAGAACCCGACCGGAAGAAAGCACUGUUCCAGACUUAACAUCAAGCACACAAGAUUCUUCGACAGCAACGGCAGCAUUCUCCACUCCCAUUGACCCCUUCAACGUAACACCUAAAUUAACACAAGCGGCUAUCUUACAAAAACCUGACAAAGAAAGCCUCACCCCUCCACCACCCUUAAAUCCUGCUCUCCUGAACCCUCCUCCCACAGUAGAAACCCCAUCACCACAAGGCCCGAAGCGCAAGAGGCGUCGGAUUCAAUUUCUAAAUUAUUUGGAUGAUCAUAAAUCUCAUGGCAAACAGCUGAAGAAACGUCGGCAUAAGAAAUUCAAACCUUACAAGUACUCCAUGGGAGAAGAAGAUGUAGAUUAAUUAAUUUCCAUUCCUUCCAAAUCGCUGUGUAUUUGACUCUUUUGUCACUGGCACUAUAACUACAAGAUUUGUCCUAUAUGCGAUCACCAGAUCCCCGAGGAGAGAAAAUACAUCAAAGAGGGCUUUCUUCGGUGUCACGAUUGUGGAUUAAUUACACACAAAAACGCCAAGACGUUGGAAACCAAUUUUUAUUCAUCUUCUAAAGAGGAGAACGAAGAGGAGGUCUAAUUUCCAUCCCUUCAAAAUCGCUGUGUAUUUGACUCUUUUUGUCACUGGUUUUCAAUAAAGUUUUUAAAACUGUAUCUCGUGUCUUGUCAAUUUAUUUGUCGCGUGUUUAAAUUGAUCCUUGUUAAGUUAUUAAUUGUUUGUGUUUUUACAAUAAUAAGUCAAGGUGCUCCUUUGGGUCUAGCUGUAGAGAUGAACUAAUUUGUAUUCAACUCUUGGCUUGUUAAACGGCAUAAUUAACUGACUAACGCUAACGGCGCGUGAAUUGACCAGACCAUGAGCUCACCAAGCGCUGAGUUUCCUCGAGAUAGAACGGAGAAAACACUUUUGUAAUGUUGAGUCAAAAUUGAAGUAGAGAGUUUUCAGCUCCACUUUUUGUAUGUGUGUGUGUUUUGUUUAUAUAUCCGAUUUUUAGCGCUAAACAAGAACACAUGUGUUGCCAGGCGAUCGCACCUCUUGUUGCUAUCUUUAUAAAUAAACUUUCCACUCAUUAGGAACAAGAGUGGAGUUGAUUUAAGAACCAAAAGAGUUAGAGUUUACUUUAGAACCACCUGUUGUUUUGUAUAGAAUUUUCAUACCCUGUGGAAUACUUUCUACAGAGUCAAGCAAACAAAAAAUGACAUUUUUGCUUGAUAGGCAGUUUUUCGCUUCGCUGAGAUUCGACCUCGUUUUCAUGUUUUGCCUGAAAAAUUAGUACGAUUUCGCAUUCGCUUAACCUCCUUUUCCCUUCUUUUGAAGUAAAGAUUCUUCAGUUAACCUCCGUGUCUUGGUUUUGUUUAUAACCGAGUUUUAGUUAAAAUAUUGAUGUUUUAGUUUUAGUUAAAAUAAUUUAAUGAUUAAAGAUUUUUAAUUUAGUAUAAUCUGAAAAGAUAACACAUUCAAAAUUUGCCCGCUUUUAUUUUGAACACAUGACAGUUUCUACAAUAUCCAAUCAGAAGACUAUAGCAAACAAUAUCUAAUCAGAAGACUGUAGCAAAUAGCUAAUUAUAUAAAAAUCACUUUUCUGUUUAUAGAUUAUGAUCUCGAUAUUUUUUGAUGACGUGAACUCUAGGAAAUUCUGACGUCACUUGCUCCUUGCCAGCUACAAAUAAACUAUGACAUCAUACUAUCUAUAUGACAUGCAUGACGUCAGCCAGCUAAAAAUAAACUAUGACAUCAUCCUAUCUUAACGGCAUGCGUGACGUCAUGGGCAUUAUUUAAAGUAUGACAUCAUCCUAUCUUAAUGAGAUGCAUGACGUCAUCUGCGUUAAUUUAUUCCCCCGAAAGUUAAUGGAAUUCCCCCGCAAAGAAAAGGAGUAACCGGUCCCUCCUCUACUACUAUAAUGAGAACCCUUAACGAAAAUAGGAGUCAAGUACGACCUCAAUUCUUUACUAAACUGGAGGAAUUUAAGAUCCUGCUUAAGUCUACUCUGCUUCCAAAACACGGCUGCUUUGAUGGACAGCUGGUGACUGGAGAAGGUAGCAAGUCUUUAUACCCUUUCAGUAUAGACUGAAAGAUCAACAAAUAGAGUUCUAAAAGCAUAGUGGUUAUAUCAGUGGGAAUGGAAACUACCCAAAAAGUGUUUCUGGUCUUUAAUGUAAACUAAUAACAAUGCGUUGUUCUGACGUUUCAUACCCUGAUGGGCUACUUUUUCAUUGGAUCUUUUUCCUAUAUAAAGGAGAGUUUAUUGUCAACUAAUUGGACAAUCAAAUACAAAUUACAAAGAAUGUCCAUCCGCCACUUAAAAAAUACCAUAAUAAUCUUUUUGUAAACCCCCCCUCCCCCGCCUCCGAAGUUUUGCAUAACCAUUGUUUUCAGUUUCUCUUGGGGCGAUUCUAAGUCCUACAAGAAACUGAAAACAAUGGUUAUGGAAAGCUUUGGGUUGUUACACAAAAAUAUUGUUAUGGUAUAUUUUUCUUAAGUGGCGAAUAAAAAUAAUUUCAAUAAAUAAUACAUAGCGAAUACAAAGAAAACUUGUAUGCUUGACAUGUUUCGAGUACGUUAGUAUCCAUCGUUAGAAUAUGAUUGCUCUAAACUGCAGUAGUUUGAGUUUAUUUUUGAUCAGGGUAUUUUAGGCUAUGCAUGUAUACACUGUACCGGAUAUUGGUCUUGAUGGGUAAUUUCGGAGCGGUUACUUUGUAUCGGAGCAAAAGCUGCAACCACGUUGAUCUUAAAGAAGUCCUUAGAACUAGAUCAACACAUAUCGGACAGGUUUCUGUACCAGUCCGUUUGUGGCAAUGUGAAAAGGUGUGCAUGUGCAUGUGCAUACCAGCGGCCGAAGUAUUUUCCAUAUCGACAUGAUAACAUACACAAUAAGCUAUCCGCUGUAGCGUAGAAUACCCUUUAUAGUGCGUUAUGUUCAAAUUGUGAUUUGUGCGUGUACUGCUGCAUUUUCCUCAUCACGAAAGAUUUGAAAUUGUGGUCAGUUGUUUUCCUGUAAUCGUUUUAUCUAAGUAGAAAAUAACAGAACAUAGAAAAAGAUUAACUGAAGAAAGAAACUUCACUAAAUAAUAAUAGGACUUGCUGCUUUGACCACUCUGUACGUGGAAGCCAUUAACACUCCUGGUUCUGUUUUUUACGUUCCAAACGUGCAGUCCGCAUGGGAGACGUUCGUGGAAACAAAAUGCAUCGACGCCAGAAAUGGAGCUCUGGAUAUUUACAACACUCGUAUGCGGGAGGUUUUGUCCAGUAAGCUCCCGUGCGACAAUGAUGAAAUUCGCAAGGUACAUAGCGAUUCGCUAGAAGAGUGUCAACGACAGUUUAUGGCCGAAACCACUGGCAUAUCCACAAUAACAACUGAAAAGUAUUUACGGUUGCUAAAGGUAAGGUUUUAAUGUACUUUUUGAUAUCUUUAAGGAAUGCGACUGGAUGGAAGAAAUGAAAAUAUCAUGAUGAUUAUAAUGAUAUUGACAAUAAUAACGAUGAUGUUAAAAAUGUUUGUAAUGAUGAUGAUAAUGAUGAUGAUCAGAGUGAUAAUAAUGAUGAUGACGAUGACGACGUGAUGAUGAUUAGUGAAUAGAGUUGCUUAAUAGUAAGUCUGCUAAGAUGCUUGUUCCAGUUACUAGAUAAGAGCAAUAACAUCAGGCCUACAUAAUGUACUUAUCUGGGUUGAAUUUCAUCUAGAAUGUUGCAAUGUACCCUUAUAUUUUCCUGCCUUCCAGAGGGUAGUUGUUUUUGUUAAUGUUCUGCUUAUAAUUUCGUAUGAUUUUUCCUUCCUUUUUAAUGCAUUCCUUUAUUCAGCAAUCGUUGAUCCAGACGUUGACUGAAUGGCAGACUGAGAAUACCCGGUUGACCAAAGAACUCUAA
Messenger RNA from Porites lobata, 9852 nucleotides. The record is from the annotation of a GenBank genome assembly. NCBI's taxonomy places the organism in Eukaryota, Metazoa, Cnidaria, Anthozoa, Scleractinia, Poritidae.